Messenger RNA from Gadus macrocephalus (Pacific cod), 4797 nucleotides. RefSeq names its product scavenger receptor class A, member 5 (putative) (gene scara5). Gene Ontology annotation, molecular function: ferritin receptor activity. Gene Ontology annotation, biological process: iron ion transmembrane transport. The record is from RefSeq and is a predicted model, not a curated record. NCBI's taxonomy places the organism in Eukaryota, Metazoa, Chordata, Actinopteri, Gadiformes, Gadidae. Gene Ontology annotation, cellular component: plasma membrane. The transcript has 12 exons. The coding region runs from base 389 to 1894 and encodes 501 amino acids.
CACAGAGCAGAUAAACGUGUACGCUGGAUUUCGGAGAUGAGUUCGUCACAUGGUGGCAUGGGCUAAACCCAAACGAGUGAGCCAUAUUCCUCAACUAAAAGCGUUGACUCUCGCUCCACAUGAAUCAGUAGUGAGGUUGUGAGUGAGGCUUCGCACAGUGCACAGUGCUCAGCUGUACAAAGUCUCUCUGUUUUUUUGCUUCCCCCUCUCGGAAAGUUGAAAUAAACUUUGAUGACACUUUGACAUUAACAGCUGACGGAUUGUGAGGAGUCGUUUUGGAGGCGAACGCGCAACUUUCUUGGAGGAAAUUAUGAAGAGGUCGCAUCUGUGAUCAUAUUCAGGUGACAGCUGACAAGCCCCCCUAGCCCCCCAGCAGGUGACCAGCAGGAUGGAGAACAAGGCCAUGUACCUGAGCACGUACGAGGAGCGGGAGAGCGGCUCCACCUACGAGGACAGCUACGAGGGACAGAGCCUCUCCAAACUACAACUGUGUGAUGAUGACGGCUCUGCAAGGCGGCGCAGGAAGCAGGAGCAGUGCUGCGGUCAUCUCAACUCCCUCUCCGCCAUCAAGUACGCCAUCGUGUCCCUCUACAUCCUGGUGCUGCUCACCAUCUUCGGCCUCUGUCUGGCAGUCUCGCGCUCGCGUGUCUCUUCCGAGCACCCUGAGGUGCUGAUGGAGAACGCGACGCGCAUGUCGGAGCGCUCGCGGCAGCUGACCCCGCAGCCCUCGGGGGACGCCGCGUCCACGCAGGCCGACCUGCUGGAGAACAUCUGGAAGCUGGAGAACCUCUUCCAGAACCACAGCGACUGGCUGCAGAGGCUGGAGAUCCUCAUCAAGGGCCUGGAGACGGAGCUGCGCAGCGCCCAGGCUCACUCCCUGCAGGCCGAGGGCUACCUGGUGCAGCUGGACGACCGGCUCUCCUCCCUGAGCAGCUCCGCCACGCGCAACCUGUCGGGCCUCAUCGCGGAGGUGUCCCGGGCCUCCACCUGGCUCCGCGACCAGGACCACCUGCUCAGGGAGACGUCAGGACAGCUAGGCGGGCUCAGGGAGCAGCUGGAGGAGGUCAAUUGGACAGUGGGAGCUGUCAAUCACACCUUCAGCAGUGACAUCAGCAUACAUCACCUGAAGAUCAAGGACCUGCAGAUCCAGAUCAGCAACAUCACGGAGGACACCACCAGCCUGUGGGUGACCCACGUGAACACAGAGGCCCAGCUGAGGAACGAGAUGGAGAUCCUGAACACCAUCACCGAGGACCUCCGCCUCAAGGACUGGGAGCACUCCGUGUUCCUCAAGAACCUCAGCAUACUAGAAGGACCUCCGGGGCCAAAAGGGGAAAAGGGGGAUACCGGGACCCAAGGGUACCACGGAAUGCCAGGAUUAACCGGGAUGAGAGGGAUCGUUGGAGAAAAGGGGUUCCCUGGCUCUCGAGGGUUGAAGGGGUCACCGGGGGUCAACGGGAGUCUCGGUGAGAAGGGGGACAUCGGUCCUGCUGGGCCUAAAGGUGAGAGAGGAGACAGGGGUUUCAGGGGAGAGAAGGGCGAACGAGGAGAUGGCGGAGUGGAGAAGAAAGUGGAGGAACCUCUGGUGAGGCUGGUGAACGGCUCGGGGCCCCACGAGGGCCGCGUGGAGGUGUUCCACGAGCGGCGCUGGGGGACGGUGUGCGACGACUCCUGGGACCAAAAGGACGGGGACGUGGUCUGCAGGAUGCUGGGGUACCGCAGCUCCACCGACGUGCACAAGACCGGACGCUUCGGACAGGGUACUGGUCUGAUCUGGAUGGACGACGUCGCCUGCUUUGGUACAGAGCUCAGCAUUCACCAGUGCAAGUUUCCAGGCUGGGGGAAAACCAACUGUGGACACGUCGAGGACGCCGGUGUGACAUGCGACACUUAGCAUCCUCCUAGCGACUCACAAAGCACCUCCUCAAACGCCUGCAAGCUUCCUACGAGCCACCUAGCUCUCUAAGCUAGCUUGUUGGCUGCACUAUAGCUUUACAGACAUUUUUACACACUAACUUGCUAGCAGCAGCAUUAACCUUUACCAUUCAAGUGUUAUUCAACUUGAUGAAGUACUCACUGUCACAAGUUUUGACUCAGUAUAUUGGCUGCAAACGUGUACCACUUUGAAGCUGCCUUAUGCGACACACCAAAAGCGCAAACUCUAUCCUUUGUGUCCAGUAUUUGUGGAGGUGUUGCUGGAAUCUGGGCUUCUCAAGUUGUCUAAGGACCAUUACGUGGUCCUUCCGUCAACAAUGUUGAAACACCUACAUAGAUAGAAACUCAAAAGAAAAUGCCUUGAUAGAACAGGCUGUCGUUUUGUCUGCAACUAAUUUCACCAGCAUUAUUAGGCUAUGUUAUGAAUGGCUUUUGAACUAUUUUUGAACUCUCACCUUACCUACGCAGGCUCAGCCAAAGCGUAACACAUUUUUUUCCUUUCAAAUGAACUUCAAUAAACCCUGUGACAAAGUAGAUCUGGCACAUGGAAACAGACAUUGUUUUGUAGAAGGGGUGUCGCAUCCUUUUAUACUCCGAGAAGAGGAAGGUUGAUUAUGACCAGAUGGACACAUGGACCGCUGCCUCGUACGAUUUACUACUGUGGGUCUGUCAGUGUCCUCUCUGUCUGUUUCUACAGCCCAGUAGUUGAUCUGAAUGAACGUUGCGCAUCCCCCCCCCCCCCCAACCCACUCCUGACAGAAAAUGGAAACAGAGCAGACAAUCAUUUGGCCGAAUUUUAUCUCUCACAGCAAGCCUUCGCUUUUAUGUCCCCUGGCCAUCCAAGAAAGCUUGCAGCCUUUUCCUUUUUGCACAGUGCUGCUUUCAUAGACAUGGUCUUCCAGCCAAGAACAACCAAGUUUCCAGAACUCAAGAGAUGACACUAACGUCUUCCUGUUUCUCUCGUCUUUAAAGGCUUCAAAGGGAAAUGUUAAGAUCAACAUAGUCUAAAAGGCCAGUGAUACAUGUUGGACUCCUGAUGGGUGAUAUGCAGUGUUCAUAGACCCUUCUUUCCAGUUGCAAAGACAGUUCUGCAAUACAUUAAUGUGCUCCAUAGCUGCCAAAACAAAGGCAGUGCAUUGCGUAGUACCAAAAUACUAUCCAUGUACUGUACAUUGGAUACAGACAUUGGUUGUUUGAUGAAGACAUACGUUUACCAAUGAUUGUACUAUUGACACAUUAAGAAGGAAUUGCAUGUGUAAAGCUCGACUGAAAAGUUUAACAUUGGGAUGACAGUUGACCAUCAGUUGUAGAAGCCUUUAAAAUCAGCAAAAAACUAAAAAUAUCCUGUUUGAAAACAGAAAACUCAUGGAUUUGCCAAGUGUGUGCCUUUUUUCCAUUUUAAAUACCUACUAAAAUGCUAGUACCUGGAGUAGAUACAAGUAGAACAAGCUAGCAGCAAAGUGUACAGUCCACUGGCAGCUGUGACACAGUCUGAGUGCCUUUUUCAACAGACAAAAACAAACGGUCAUGUUCAUUGCUGAAUUCACUCAUUUGACACAGUGUAAUGCGUGCUUACAGUUUCCCCACUUUUUUACGGAUUGUGUUUUUGGGAACCAGAUGACACAAACAAAGGGGGAAAUAAGGGGUCUGAUAUGUGACCUCUGACCUCUGUCCUCUUCUUAAGAUAAGAAGGCUUUGACUGUGGAGCAACAGCUGGGAAACCCUCCAUGUUUAUCGGCACUGACAGCCAAAGACACCGUCCCGCUCUGCCUGUAUAUUUUCCAACCUCCCAUCCAUCAAUUCCUCUUAGGGUGAAAAUAGAUUUUUACUAAGGGUUACUAAGGUGUAUGUAGUUUACGCCCAUAAUAAGUGUCAGUCGCAGUUCCAGGUAGCACAAGGACAGUAGAUGUAUCGGUCGUUUUAUAAUAGAUACUGAAUGCACAUCCUAUGACAUGGCUGGGGAAGUACUGUGGCCAUCGUCCAUUGUUUAUCAUUACUGUCGGUCCACAUUGUUUCAAAGACAGCGUUGUGAACUGCUUAUGUGUCUUCUGCCUUUUUUCAAUGUUUUUAAAGAUAUUAUACAAGUCUAUUGGCUCAUUUGAGGGAAUGGGAAGAGAUUGGGAAGUUUUUCACAGAAGUAAUGGUAACAAUGUAAUCUGUAGUACGCACUUCUUAAUUCCCAAGUUAAUUUCCAUUCACAAAGAUGCAUGUGUUUGAAGGAAGACUUUCAUAGCGAAUAAUGUAUCCACACAUAAAAAUAAUGCUUUGAUGGGAUUUACUGAUUUGUCUGACCUCUGAUCCUCGCUUUGACCCCCGAUGUAUCAAAUUACCGAAGACGCUUGGACAGGGGCUUUGAAGAUGAGAUGCAUAAAAGGCCUUUGAAAUGGAAAAUACCACACAUUGCUGAUCGCCAAACUAAAUCACAGUGUUCCUAACUGUUCCAAUGUGUACUUCCUUUGACCAAUAUUUGAGUGCCCUUGGGUUUUUUUACGAUUGGAUAAUGGGUCCUUGAUUUGUAUGUCAUUUGGAUUACGUUGACAUGUACUACUACACCCUUGGGACGAAUGUGUCCAAGAGUAUUCUAUACUGAUUUAUAUAUAUGUUUUCAUGUUUUCAUGUUUGCAUUGUGCUGGUCAUAAGAGUUGAAAUAGAUAUGCAAUAUCUAUUGAUAGAUAUGUACAGCAUGCAAACAAAAAGAAGAGUAAAUCAUUCAGUGUUACACUAUUAGGUUCAUUGAUAAAGCAUUGACGUUUAUCUCCAAAAAAAUAAUACACAAAAUGCUUAUAUUUUGAUAUCUGAUUUGUACCAUAUAGAUGCUGUAAUAUUCACUGUUGAAAUAAUAAAACUUUAGAUUUGUUUAAA